CCUUCGCAGUGUUCAGCCCACAGCCGGGUCCCGAGGAGCCCGCGAGCCACCAAGUCCGCUCGCGGCUUUCACGUCUUCGCCUUCCGUGAGUUGCCGAGAGCUACCAUGUUCAACCAGCAACUCCAGCAGCAGCUGCAGCAGCAGCAGCAACAGCUGCUGCAGCUUCAACAGCUGCUGCAGCAGUCCCCAGCACAGGCACCCUUGCCGAUGCCUGUCAACCGGGGCCUCCCCCAGCAGUCAGCCCAGCAACAGCUUCUGAAUCUCCAGGGCCUCCACUCCACCGCCCUGCUCAAUGGCUCCAUGCUGCAAAGAGCUUUGCUUCUGCAGCAGUUGCAAGGACUGGACCAGUUUGCAAUGCUACCAGCCACGUAUGACAGCACCAGCCUCAACGUGCCUACGGCAGCAUUGGGCAACCUCCGUGCUUACAACAUGACAGCCCCAAGCGUGGCAGCUCCCAGCCUUACACCUCCUCAGCUGGUCACCCCGAACCUGCAACAGUUCUUUCCCCAGGCCACUCGCCAGUCUCUGCUGGGCCCUCCUCCUGUUGGGGUCCCAGUAAACCCUUCUCAGGUCAGCCACUCAGGGAGGAACUACCAGAAACAGUCCAGGAACCACUCUUCCACCACCCCCAAUCGCAAGAAGCAGGAUUCUUCUUCCCAGACGGUGCCUCUGGAAGACAGGGAAGACCCCACAGAGGGGUCUGAGGAAGCCGUAGAGCUCCAGAUGGACACACCUGAAGACCAAGAUUCACUAGUCUACCCAGAUGAUAUGGUGAGUGAGCCCCCAGAGCCUGAGCCCGAGCCCUUUGAGCCUGAGCCCUUUGAGGCAUUGGAACCACCAGCCAAGAGGUUAAAGAGCUCAGAGAAAGGUGCUACAGGGCAGCCACAAGCAAAGGUCCAGCCUCUUGUUCAGAUGACAGCACUGAAGCAGACACAGACCCCAGAUCAGCUGCCUGAGCCACCAGGAGCCUCAGUGCUGCCAUGUUUCCAGCCACAGGCUCCGCAGAUGCAGCCAAAGCUGCAGAAGCAGGCACAGACACAGACGUCUGCAGAACACUUAGCACCAGAGCAGAAUCAGGUGUCCACCCAAGCACAACCCCAGGAGCAGACAUCAGAGAAGACCCUGGAGCAGCCUCAAACCUGGCCACAGGGGCCAGUACCUCCAGCAGAACAAGCAUCCGUUCUGGCCUGUACCACAGAACCACAGCCGUCACCUAAUGCUGCAGAAGCUGGGAGAGGCCCAGAGGAGGCCUUGGAAGAACCAAUAAGUGCUCAGGGCAGUGAAGACACGAGCCAGGAGGCGUCAGCUGGUGGCCUGGAUGUGGGAGAAUGUGAAAAAAGAGCAAGAGAAAUGCUUGGGAUGUGGGGCGCUGGGAGCUCCCUGAAGGUCACCAUCCUGCAGAGCAGCGACAGCCGGGCUUUCAACACCACAUCUGGACCUCGCCCUGGGGACUCUGCCUCCGCCACCCCUGCCCUUGCGAGCACACCCUCCAGGCAGAAUCUCCAGUUCUUCUGUUAUAUCUGCAAGGCCAGCUGCAGCAGCCAGCAGGAGUUCCAGGAUCACAUGUCAGAGGCUCAGCACCAACAGCGGCUUGGGGAAAUGCAGCACUCGAACCAGACCUGCCUGCUGUCCCUGCUGCCCGUGCCGCGGGACAUCCUGGAGAGAGAGGCCGAAGACCCUCCACCAAAACGCUGGUGCAGCACCUGCCAGGUGUACUAUAUAGGAGACCUGAUCCAGCACCGCAGGACACAGGAACACAAGAUUGCCAAACAGUCCCUGAGGCCCUUCUGCACCAUAUGCAAUCGUUAUUUCAGGACCCCUCGGAAGUUUGUGGAGCAUGUGAAGUCUCAGGGUCACAAAGACAAAGCCAAGGAGGUCAAGACAUUUGAAAAGGAGGUAGCCAGCCCAGAUGAUGACCACUUCAUCACAGUGGAUGCCGUGGGCUGCUUCGAGAGUGAUCAAAAAGAGGACGAGGAUGAUGACGACGAUGAUGAAGAGAUUGAGGCUGAGGAGGAAUUCUGCAAGCAGGUGAGGUCAAGAGAUAUGUCUUUAGAAGAAGGGAAGGGCUCAGAGACUUACACGCCCAACACGGCUUACGGUAUGGACUUCCUGGUGCCAGUGAUGGGCUAUGUCUGCCGCGUCUGUCACAAGUUCUAUGACAGCAACUCAGGAUUGAGGUUCUCCCAUUGCAAGUCCCUGGCUCACUUUGAGAACCUGCAGAAAUACAAAGAAGCCAAGAACCCCAGCCUUGCUACCCGGCCUGGGAAUCGCAGGUGUGCGGUCAAUGCUCGCAAUGCCUUGACUGCGCUGUUCAGCUCUGGCAGUGGCCGCCAGCCCUGCCCCCAGGACACAGUGAAAAUACCCAGCCAGGUGAAGCCUGGAUCCCCCAGACCUCCUCUUCCCCUUCGGCGCUCAACUCGCCUUAAAACCUGAUGGAGGGAGCUCUGGCCACCCAACCUGAGUAAGGCCGGAUCUGCUAAUGCUUUCUAUGUAUGUGGAAAAUGUUCACGUGGUUGGGGUUUUUAAUUCAAAAUCCAAUAAAGAGUCAGUUGUUUGGCUGUGCA
Molecule: messenger RNA, 2564 nt
Organism: Psammomys obesus (fat sand rat)
Lineage: Eukaryota; Metazoa; Chordata; Mammalia; Rodentia; Muridae
Gene: Ciz1
Product: CDKN1A interacting zinc finger protein 1
Exons: 18
Coding region: 106-2433 (775 amino acids)
Cellular component (GO): nucleus
Molecular function (GO): zinc ion binding; nucleic acid binding
Source: RefSeq, a predicted model, not a curated record